UAUGGACUAUGGCUGUCCGGCAAGCAAGCAGCAGAUUUUGCUGCUGGUGCGUGAGCAAGAGCCCUUAGAAACCGGGAAUCGCGUUGGGACCGAGAGAUGGCUAUUUUUUUAUGAAGAAUGAUGGAAGACACUGAUGAUGAAGAAGCAAAGCUUCAAGAAGAAAUAGAAGCUGAGUUAGAUAAAAUCAGCAUUUCCUCCUUAGAAAAAGAAGAGUCUGAGAGUGAUUCAAAGUCAGAGACCCAGAGCGAUGACAGUGAUAUUAGUGAAGAUGAAUUACUAGAGUCAGUUAUUCACUGUAUUAACACUAUAAAGAACACAACUAAAAAUGUUGAAGAACUCAUUCUUCAGGAUCUAGAAGAUACUGAUGUCUUAAGAAGUAGUUAUGGAGCAGUUUCUAAUAAUCAUAUGCACUUUGGGAUAGAAUUAUUAACUACAUGUAAAGAAAAUCCAGAGCAAUUAUUGAAGAUAUUAUCAGAAAUAGAAAAAGAAGACUUUAUGAGAAGUGAAACCCUCUGUGCUAGUCCUGGUUCCCCUCCUGAGCCUGGACCUCACGAUUUGCCCAUGGAUGAAUAUGCUUUCUCAGAUGAUGUGGAUAUAAACUUUGGAUACUUUGAAGUGGAAGAGAGAUGUAGACAAUCUUUUGAAGCUUGGCAAGACAAGCAGAAAGAGCUAGAAGACAAAGAUCAAGAAACUCUCAAAGCACAGAGGGAUAGAGAAGAAAAGCAAUUUCAAAAAGAGGAGGAAAAGAGAAAUUGCUGGCUGAAAAAAUUUGAAGUUGAAAAGAAAAAGUUAGAGAAUCUUCAAAAGCAAGAAGAAGCCAAGAUGAAUGAUGAGCUCCAAAAAGAAGAAGAAAUGUGGAAAGAGAAGUUUAAGCAACAUGAGGAAUUCAUUAAAAACUUGCACUUGCAAAUAGAAGAAGAAAGAACAAGAUUUAAAGAUCUACAGGAAAAAGAAGAAAGGCGUUUGUUAGAACUUCAGCAUAAUGCAGCCGUAAAAAUUCAAUCUAAAUACAGAGCAUUUGUAAUCUACCAAAAAUAUGCCCCAAUCAUAAGAGAACAAAUAGAAACUAAGAAAAGGAAAGUACAAGAAUGGAAAGAAAAAGAAGCAAAAAUACAACAGAAGGUAGAAGAAAAACAAAAAAAAUUAGAAGAAGAACAGAGGCUAGCAGAGGAAAUAAAAAAGAAAGAGGAGGAAAAGAAAAGAAGAGAGAAAGACUAUGAGGAAAAAAAGAAUAUCCUGCGACAAGAAAGAGAGGAACUACUAAACAGGGAAAAAAUAAAAUUAAGAGAGAAUGCAAUCCUACCGCUACCGAUGGCAGCUUUAAAGAAGGAAGAAUAUAAUGCCAAACAUGUAAUUAUUAAAGAUACACCAAAGACUAAGAGCAAUACGGGGAAAAUGUUAGUGGGUGAAAACUUAAAGAAGCAGGAAGAUGUCUCCCUAGGUUUAGUUGAGAAAUCAAAUAAGAGACAAAACAUAGAUAGACACCUUGUAUUGAAGGAAUCAACACAAGUGCAAUUAAAAUCAAACCCAACAAUUUUAGCAGACUUAAAAAUGGAAGAAGAGAAAAGUGAAAUCCUAGGAAAUAAACAAACUUCCGAAAGAUCAGUUAUGCAGGAAAUAAAAGAUGAAAACAUAAACAAAAAAACUGAAUUGGAAAACUCAGACCAGAAACAUUUGGUGGAAUUAAAAAUGGAAGAAAAAAGUGACAGCCUUGGCAACAAGCAAAGUUCAGAAAAAUCAGUUAAGCAAGAAAUAAAAGAUGAAGACAGAGGUGAAAAAACUGUUAAAAAUUCAGAUCUAAAAGAUACUGUGAAUGAACAGGAAUUAAACUCUCAAAUACCAAUGGAGGAAAGUGUGGAACAUGCCAUGAAUGAGAAUGCUAGACAAGAAAUUCAAGUUAUAGUAGAUUAUAAUCAAGAAACAAAUGAGGUAAAAAAUGAAGCACAGAAAAAAAUCAAAUCUAAUCAACAGAAAGUGGUGGAAAACAUAGAAAACGAGACAUCAGAACAGAAUGGAUCACUGAAUAAAGAGAACAAUCCUUCAGUUAUUUCCAAGAAGCAAAAUCUACUACCAAUAAAAUUAGAAAAUUCUGAAGCUGUACUACAAGAAGUAAUUGAUUUAAAAUCCAAAGAAACUGAAAAAAAACCACGAGAAAGUGCUGUAAAUAGUGAUGUCAUUUUUAAGACCGCGGAUACCGUAGUAAAUAUAGAAGGCAAGAUAGAUGAACAAGAUGGUGCUUUUGGUAGACCUUUUGCUUGUGAAGACAUGGGUGGUUGUACUGCUAGAAAUUCCUUGUUUACUAAAGAAAUAAACUCUCUUAACUAUGAUUCUAAAGAAGAAUGCCUUGAAAAUAGGGCUAGAUAUGAAAGUAUCACAGCCUGCUAUAGACCAGAGUCAACACUUUUAUCUUCUAUUGAGGAAAAGAGACUAGCUUGGGUAAAAUCCUGUAAAUCUUGGUUUGAAAUCUGCGAGCAAAAUCAACAAAGAAAAAUGGUUCAAAGAAAGAGACCUAUAAAAUGCCCAGUCAGUAGUAUGCCCCCUUUGAAUACAUUAGCAAUUCUUCGCUGUGGCCCUUGGGAUAAUUUACAACAGGUGACAACUGUUACAUUUCAAGAUUUGCCUGGGUGUAGUCUCUCCACAUUAACCGAGUGUGUGAAUCUUCAGUUUCUAUCUCUUAGGCGCUGUGGAUUGACAUCUUUGUACGGUUUGAGUAACUGUAAAAAUCUUAAAUACAUUGAUGCACAGGAAAACCAUAUUGAGAGUAUCAAUUGUGAACAAUUGGAGAAUCUCUCUGUGGUUCUUCUUAAUAAAAAUCAACUGACUUCUUUUCAUGGUUUGGAUGGCUGCACUAAUAUUCAAAGUCUUGAGCUUUCACAUAAUAAAAUCACUCGGAUUGGUGGUUUAGAAUCUUUGAAAAAUCUUCAGCAACUAAUUGUGGACCACAAUCAAUUAAUUAGUACCGAAGGCCUUCGUGAUACACCUACUGUUAUAUACUUGGAUUGCUCAUAUAAUAAUCUCACUGAUGUCAAGGGUAUUGAAAAUUGCGGAUUGCUUCAAGUAUUGAAGUUACAGGGAAAUUAUCUAAGUAAGCCUCCAUCCUUGGGAAAUCAUGUUCUGCUAAGAGAAUUGCAUUUGGAUGACAAUAGUAUUUCAACUAUGGAAGAAUUUUCUUCAUAUUGGCUGCCUUUAUUGCAAAAUCUUACUCUCUCUCAAAACAGCUUGACAAAAAUUAUACCACUUUUUCAUUUUAUUUCUUUGGAAAAACUAGAUGUCAGCAACAAUUGUCUUUCUGAUCUUAAACAUGCUAUGAAAUGCUUCAAUGGAUGCUAUUCUUUACGUGAGCUGUCUCUCUUUGGAAACCCACUUCUUCAAGAAAUGAAUUGGAGGAAUUCUCUACUUAAAAUGUUACCUACUGUAAGAAUCUUCAAUGGUGAUGUGCUAAGCUCUUACUCAGAAAUCCACAUUGAAGAGCACUGUCCUCUAGAGUUAGGACAGUUGCUGGUACUUUGUCAGACCCAGAUUCAAGAAUUCCAUUUACUAGCUGAAACCUAUUUCACUAGAAAAGGGGAUGCUUUUACCUUGGACACAGCAGAAAACGUCUAUCGUUACUUUAAGAAACUGAUGACCCUUAGUAAUAAAUACAGAUACCUACAUGAGCAGGGGGAUGUGAGUAUCACUAAGAAAGAUGAAGCAAGCACUCAGCAAAACCAUCUGGCCCCUGCAUGCAGUAACAGCGCCCUGCAGAGUGGGGCCUUCCUUCCUUCUGCAGGGAGACACACUGCUGACUCACCAAAUAUUUCUGAGACAUCGAUAGACUCUGGCUUUAGUCACUCUCUAUUGAGCCAGUCCUCUGUACAUAAAGGUUUAGAAGAAAGAAAUCUGGAAAAAUUAGUACACCAGAAAAGACAAGAUACCAAGACAAGCAGUAUUACCACCAAAAGGAACCCAUUGGUAGAAACAACAAUGACAAAUUCUCUGCUGUGGAAUUGCCAAAAUACUGAACACAGUGACAAAAUUAUGGCAGCUAUGGUGAUCCAGGCAUACUGGCGUGGUUAUGUUGUACGCAGACAGAUUAAUUUCUCUACAAGGAUACAGAAAGUUACAACAGAGCCCCUGCCAAAUUCCUUCAAUAAUCAGACUAUUCUAAUGAAAGAAAAAAGAAAAAAUAUUAUGACUAUCCAGGAACAGAAGGAGAAGGCUGCUGUUCUUAUUCAGGCAAUUUGGAAGGGAUUUAUUUUGCGGAAGAAACUGACAGUAGCACUAGAAGCCAUCAAGAAAGAAGAAUCUGAAGAAGAAUAUGAAGAAAUAGAUUUAAAUGAUUUUACCUUCGAUGAAGCUGCAUUAGAAAGAGAAUGGCUAACUUUAGAUUCCACUCGCUUCCCUUCACAAACACUGCUGCUCUCCAACCAGCUGCACCGGCCAAAGAUGCUUGGAACCUUAAAAUAUGAUGAUACUUCACUUAAUUUACCAAACCAUCGAGCUCAAGCAUGGAUGUGUAAUGAAAAAGAAAAUUUGUUCUCAUCAGUACACACACAUUUAAAUAGCAGAUCAGAAAAUAGAACAUUAUCCUGGACACCUGAAUCAAAAACCAGUAGAAAGAGUUUACUACAAUCUGAAAAAGAAGAAAAAAUUUCAGAAGAAUGGGGUUUUAAGGAUAUUUCUACUGCUCAGCAAAUGCUAAAGAGGGCACAUAAAAUGAAAUCAAAGAAAUUAAAGAAAAAUUUAGAUCCUAUUGUACGCCUAGCAUUAUUCAAAAACAGUGAAAAUAAAGUUUCUCUUACAAAAUCAUCAAAGAAUGUACAUACCAGAAGAAAUGGUCACUCUGAAGGGAAGGAAGAAGACUUAAUCUACAAAGAUACCGCUGCAAGUGAAAAGUUAGAAUGGAAUAAGGCAUAUACAUACCAGUGGCUUCACUCACAGGCUGGAGUUCAUGAAACAACCAGUUCCAGAAAUAUGAAAAGCGAUCACUUCUUACCUGAGUUAGAUCCAGAUGUACUUAAUGGUGGAAGAGUUCAACUUGUGGCAAGGCUUGUAAGCAGAGAAGACACGGAUUUAGACCUUUUUUCCAUGACCAGUGGAAGUGAUUUGUCUGUGAACAGAGAAAAAAAGAGUCAGGCACACAGACACUCAGCGGGAUCUUCAAUGAACUAUGUAAUCACCAAAGUAGAGGGACAGCCCCUUCACACGGAACUGAACAGAGCCAUGGAUAACUGCAGCACUCUCCGGAUGUCUCCUGGGAAAGGAAUGCCCGAGAAGGGAGAAAUGGAUGAACUUGGGGAUAAAUGUGACAGCAACGUAUCCAGCAGUAAAAAGCGGAGACACCGAACCACCUUUACCAGUUUGCAGCUGGAGGAGCUAGAAAAGGUCUUUCAGAAAACCCAUUACCCGGAUGUAUAUGUCAGAGAACAGCUUGCUCUGAGAACAGAGCUCACUGAAGCCAGGGUCCAGGUGUGGUUUCAAAAUCGAAGGGCCAAGUGGAGAAAAAGAGAACGUUAUGGCCAAAUACAACAAGCUAAAAGCCACUUUGCAGCCACCUACGAUAUAUCAGUUUUACCAAGGACUGACAGCUACCCACAGAUCCAGAACAAUCUGUGGGCAGGAAAUGCAAGCGGUGGCUCUGUGGUUACUUCAUGCAUGUUACCCCGUGAUACGUCCUCCUGUAUGACGCCGUAUUCUCACUCGCCUCGGACAGAUUCCAGUUACACAGGGUUUUCAAACCACCAGAAUCAAUUCAGCCACGUGCCUCUCAAUAAUUUUUUCACUGACUCUCUUCUUACUGGGGCUACCAAUGGACAUGCAUUUGAAACAAAGCCAGAGUUUGAAAGGAGGUCUUCCAGUAUCGCAGUUCUUCGAAUGAAAGCAAAGGAACACACCGCCAAUAUUUCAUGGGCCAUGUAACAUACAGUACUCUUUUAUUUUUCUCGUAAUGGCAAAGUAAACCAUUCUUAUUUCUCAUAUUUAAAGGGUACCACAAUAAGCUGCUGUGUGUGGAAUUGCUAAAGGUCAAGAUAUACAGUGAGACCAGCUUAAAUGAAUAGUUGUUAUUAUUUAACAUUAAAAUCUAAGAAUGAACCUCUGAAAAGAUUAAAUAGGUUUACCAUGCACCAGUCUCCACAAACUCUGUUUUAGUAGUAAGACUUUUUUUUCCCCUAUUGUACAAGUCGAUGAAAUAUGGUCAUUCAACUUCUUAAAAGAAUAAAUGUAUUAAACAAAUUCCUCUGUUAUACAUUGAUUUAUGUUAGUUCUGUAUAACAAGAAAUCCUUUGUAAAAUAAUACCUGAUAAAGGAGGAAAUACACUGGGGGAAAUGUCAAGAUACCAAAGCUGUCAGGUAAAUAUUGAACCAGGGUGUUUCAGGGAGUUAACUGCUUCUCUGGCUCUAAGAAGCAAUGGGCAUAUCCCCUGUUGCUGAGAAUUUAUCUUCAAGCUUCAUUUUUUUUUUUUUUUUUUUGCCUCUAGAUGUUUUAGUGAAUUUUCACUCAGUGAAAAAAAGAGCUCUUCUGAAAAGACCAGCAUUUGCAUGAAAUAUUUGUGCAUAGUUUCCUGAAACCAUGUGUGUAAAGGUGAUAACUAAAAUAUUCUGGUGUGAUUUAACAUACGGUCAUGAUGACAGUUUUUAUAAAUGCCACUUUUUAUUGAAGAAGCCAGCAUAGAUUCAAUGCCUUGGUAAUCACAAACAAGAAAAAAGAAGUUGUUGAGUGUGCUGUGGUUUUUCAACUAAAGUUGUGUUGAUUGAACUACACAUAAAAACAUCUUAUAAAUAUACUUAGUAACAUUUGAGUUAAAGGAGCAGCAAAACAAUUUAUAUUUAUUUGGUAAGUAUGUAUCUGAUCAGCUCUGUGUGUGUUUCUUCACUAUCAUGUCUUAAGCAUUUUUUGCUAUUGUGGUUUUGCUUAGAGAAAUAAGAUGUCAGAAGGCGCUCUAAAAUUUCUGGUGAAUAAAGAAGAAAAGAAAAAUACAUUGCAUCUGGAAAAUUGCUAACCCCUUUGAUUUACUUCUCCUCCCUUUCCCCUGUCACAUUCCAAGCUUUUUCAGAUGAGUGAAAUGUCAGCCUCCUUGAAAGACUCUUUAAGUUCAUAAAGGCAAAUAAAUUAAUUGAAAUGAAGAUGACUUCCAUGGCCUGGAUCAGAAUAGGAUCUGCGCUUUGUACUCUCUUAGAAUGUUCUUGUGGUUCUUACAGAUUUUAGGGAUCUGCUCAGAAGCUUUAAUGUCUAAAGAACAAGAAUAAGUGAAUCUUUAAAAUCUAAUUUUAGAAAAAGUACUUAAACUCUGUAAGUGUCUCCUCUUAAAGGGAAUAUAUUUAUGGCAAUUAGACAUUUUUUGCAAUAAAAAUUUAAAAUCAAACAGAUGAUGGAGAUGAGUGAUGUCUUAAGCAAACAUUCCUUGACUUUAUAAUAGCUCUGUUCUUUAUUGCUUUUUUGUUCUCUCUUUUUAGUUUUGUUCCCAAGAAAAACUUGUUCAACUUUAGCCCUGUGAAUUAUGCUUACAUCAGGAGCUCUUUUAAAGGAUUAUUUAGGCAGCUGUGAAAUAUCCUUCAUAUU
This is a messenger RNA of Cavia porcellus (domestic guinea pig), 7540 nucleotides long. RefSeq names its product ALX homeobox protein 1. The transcript has 29 exons. The coding region runs from base 118 to 5898 and encodes 1926 amino acids. Gene Ontology annotation, molecular function: RNA polymerase II transcription regulatory region sequence-specific DNA binding; protein binding; DNA-binding transcription activator activity, RNA polymerase II-specific. Lineage: Eukaryota; Metazoa; Chordata; Mammalia; Rodentia; Caviidae. The record is from RefSeq and is a predicted model, not a curated record. Gene Ontology annotation, biological process: embryonic skeletal system morphogenesis; negative regulation of DNA-templated transcription; positive regulation of transcription by RNA polymerase II.